AUGCCAAAAGACAAACGAAAGCGCACCUCGGGUGCCCCCGAUGCCACGCCCUAUGCGAAACCCUCGUCCAAGGCCGCCGCCGCGCAUUCAAUAUUCAAAAUGGACAAAGACCUCGGCCAGCAUAUCCUCAAGAACCCUGGUGUCGCCAGCGCAAUUGUGCAGAAGGCACAUUUGAAACAGUCCGACCACGUCCUUGAAGUCGGUCCCGGAACCGGCAAUCUUACAGUCUUGAUAUUGAAGGCUGCCAAAUCAGUCACAGCCGUGGAGAUGGAUCCGCGUAUGGCCGCCGAGUUGACAAAACGAGUGCAAGGCACGCCCGAGGGCAAGAGACUCAAAGUGAUGCUCGGCGAUGUGAUAAAAACAGAAUUACCGCGCUUCGACGUGUGCAUCUCCAACACACCGUACCAGAUUUCCUCGCCCUUGGUCUUCAAGCUGCUUUCCCUGCCAAACCCGCCACGGAGCUGCAUACUCAUGUUUCAACGCGAAUUCGCCAUGCGCCUCUUCGCCAAACCCGGCGAGAAACUCUACAGCAGAUUGUCCGUAAAUGUGCAAAUGUGGGCCAAAGUCAGCCACAUCAUGAAAGUCGGGCGCAACAACUUCAACCCGCCGCCGCUAGUCGAGAGCAACGUCGUGCGCAUCGAGCCCAAGUUCCCACGGCCGCAGAUCGCGUACGAGGAGUGGGAUGGAUUGCUGCGCAUCGCAUUCGUGCGCAAGAACAGAACGCUUCGCGCAUCUUUUCUCGGCACCGCAGCCGUGCUCGAGCUGCUAGCGAGCAACUACCGCCUUUUCUGCGCUCAGAACAAUAUCGACGUCGACGACACACCGCUCGACCCUUCCGCCGUGGAAGCAGAAACCAUGGACGUCGACCAAGUCGAAGACGACGACGAGUUCAAGGGCUUCUCCGACCCAGACGACCCAGACGACGACCUCCCCGACUUCUUCAAGCAGCUACAAGCGUCCAAGAAAGUGAAUGGCGCGAACCGCAAGAAGAAGGGCAGGGUCAGCGAGUUGGUGCGUGAGAAGGUCAGGAAGGUCCUCGAGGAUGAUACGCAGCUUGCGGAUAAGCGGGCGCGUUUGUGUGACGAGGGCGACUUCUUGAAGCUGCUGUAUGCGUUUAAUCAAGAAGGCAUACACUUUAGCUAG
Messenger RNA from Dothidotthia symphoricarpi CBS 119687, 1143 nucleotides. RefSeq names its product dimethyladenosine transferas-like protein. Gene Ontology annotation, biological process: rRNA methylation. Gene Ontology annotation, molecular function: rRNA (adenine-N6,N6-)-dimethyltransferase activity. The transcript has a single exon. Gene Ontology annotation, cellular component: mitochondrial matrix. Bases 1 to 1143 code for a protein of 380 amino acids. NCBI's taxonomy places the organism in Eukaryota, Fungi, Ascomycota, Dothideomycetes, Pleosporales, Dothidotthiaceae. The record is from RefSeq and is a predicted model, not a curated record.